Molecule: messenger RNA, 1873 nt
Organism: Haliotis rufescens (red abalone)
Lineage: Eukaryota; Metazoa; Mollusca; Gastropoda; Lepetellida; Haliotidae
Product: cholesterol 25-hydroxylase-like
Exons: 2
Coding region: 393-1343 (316 amino acids)
Biological process (GO): sterol biosynthetic process
Molecular function (GO): C-4 methylsterol oxidase activity; iron ion binding
Source: RefSeq, a predicted model, not a curated record
CCGCAUGGAAUGACGAACACGGUAGUCACUAUGGUAACGCGUCACACAAACCGGCGGCCAGAAGGGGGCGUUGUUCAUUCAGCUGUGACUUGCGCGGCAGACGACACUGCAUCUGCCGAACUGUUUGACACGGAGGUGAGAGACGAUCUGUUUCAGUGACCCAGCAGUGGUAGGAUUACCCCAGCGCACCACAGCAUGCAUACAGACGUGACAUGCGCACGGAACGGAGUUUCAUUCACGUAUGAAUUGUGAAACAUUGUCUAUAUGCUUCAACGUCCGUCGUUAGAUCGCAGAGAAGGGUUGACAAGCACUGGAUCACGGUCUCAGGAGAAAUAGCGUGGCCAUCGCCUGUCCCAGAUUCGUCAGCACACACUGACCGGUAAACCACCGCAAUGAAGGCACAGAGAGCACAACAACAGCACGAAAGAGACGUGCUAACUGAAACCACGGAAAAGUCAGGACAUGUUUUCACAGUAGCACUCAUCAGAGGAGUUAUCGUCCUUGCCGCUGCAGCAUGCGUAUACUACUACGACUAUAUCCAGAAAUGGACCAACUCGGCGUGGUACUGGCUGUUACAGUGUAGUGUUUUCAAUUCAGUCUACUUCGAGAGCUGGCUAGCCACAUUUUGUUAUGCAGUUCUUAUACCCAUAUAUCCCUACGCUCUUCAUUACAUGAAGUCCCUGCAGAAAUACAAAGUCCACCCAUCAGUGACGUAUGAGCAUCAGUCCAUUGCAAGCAUGCUACGUGACGCUGUUAUAUACAUGGCUCCUCUAAUGCUCCUGGAUACGUUUAUCGUCAAGAAAUACCAUGCCGUGGAUCCCGAGAUCUGGGUCGAGAAGCGGAAGUCGUGGAUCCAGACAACAAGAGCACUUCCGCUUGAGCCGCCAUCUUUCUCAGUGCUUGUGUUUGAUCUUAUCGCCAGUGUGUUGUUGUAUGACGCGAUGUUCUUCUUCCUGCAUUUCGCUUUUCACAAGAAUUUCUGGUUGUAUAAAACCUUCCACGCCCUUCAUCACGACCAUGACGUUAUGCACGCUCACGUCACCAACCAGCUGACGGUAGGGGAGAGACUCGCGCUCAUACUAUCGGCCAACUUUUCCCUCAAGGUAUUCAACAGUCAUCCUGUGACCAGGGCGUUGUUCGUUCCUGUGUUCAUAUUGUUACUUAUAGAUAAUCAUACUGGGUAUGACCUCCCGUGGGGCCUCCACAAAAUAGUGCCCUUUGGGAUCAUGGGAGGUCCCAGGAAACAUUAUGCUCAUCACCUGGAAGGCAAGAGACAUUACCAGCCUUUCUUGACAUACCUUGACAAACUUUUAGAAAUGAACACGAAAAGCAAGUUUCUAUGAUGAUUAAGUGCCAAUUCGAUAUCACAUCGUCACCCUGCUACCAGUGAGGAAUGUGUCAUAUGUGUUAUAAUCGCACCAGGAUCGGCUUAUCUUGGGCUCGAAUCCAGGAUUCGCAUUGAUUUAGAUCCUUAGUUUGUCACUAUACCCGUGCUGGUGGGUAUCAUCAAACUGGUAAACGUCUACGACCCGCGACGUUUUGAGCUUUCAUCUCCCAUUCAGGUGACAUACCGUGAUACAACUGAAAUACUGCUCAAUGUUGCGUCAGACCCACUCACUCACUACGUUGAACAAAUUUACCAUUUUUGCGUAAAGAAGGAAGUCAUCGACUCUUGCUGACAACGGGUAAAAUGAAAUUUUGUAAUUCCAAUUUGAAAGAAGACAGUAACUUUGGUGUCUUGAAUGCACAUUCAUCCGAUUACUGUUUUUUGGGGAUUUUUUUUACGCCGCACUCAGCAAUAUUCCAGCUAUAUGACAGCGGUCUGUAAAAUAGUCGAGUCUGGACCAGACGAUCCAGUGAUUAAUUUCAUGAG